AUGGAUAUGUAUUCUACCCUUUUUGGUGAUGUGAAUCCACCCCUUGUAAUCUCUCGCCUACUUUCUCUUAGUCGUGAACUUUCCAAAACUCAGGGAAAGAAGAAGCGCCAGGCAUUGGUGGUUUGGAUGUUGGUUUUAUUCUCGUCUACUAUCAAGGCCGGGAGAAUAAAACCAAUCUUUCUGACAAGCAUAUCUAGAUUCUCAGACAGGUAUACGAAACAACCCGGUACUGGGACGGCUCCAAACUUCCAGACAUUCGUCGCCAAUUACACCCAUUUUGGCCUUGGCAAACCUAACGACAGCAUCUCACCGUUUUAUGGUCUUUUAUCUCCAAGCAUGGAUCAAUACCCAAUUGCAGGGCAAGUAGAGGGGUGUCCACGGACUCAGAAGCGGUCUUUCGCAUCAUUCUUGACCUAUCUUCUGGGAGAGGCUUUAUACCAAAACCUGGGAAGGAGAGUCAUGAGCGGAAAGAAGCAAGUUUCGAGUUUGCUUUUUAAAAGAGAAUUUCACAAUUUGACAACGUUGAAUUUGAGAAGCGGAGUUCGGGAGAAUAUUUUAAACAUUGACAAAUACUAUAUGAAUUCUGUCUACUCGCUUGCUCUUUGGCUAAGCGCUUUGAAAGGUGCGGCCAUGCUCUAUGAAAGCAAACGAUUGCGGCAAUCAGCUACACAGGCCCGUAGUUUUCUAGGGUUGAUACUGGGCAUAGCGGGGAAUUUGUGGCGAGGUGUUGACAAGGUGGAGCCCAGAACCGCCAGAAGAUGCUGCCAAGCGAUUCAGUUCAAUCCAAAGACCAUGGCCUUGAUGGAAGCCUUUUCGAUUGAUUCUUUGCAAGGGCGAGGAUUCCGGCCCACACGAGAGCAGUCUGGCAUUUCGCAUUUCUUUCAACUCUCCAUCGUCAUAUUUAGGGUUCCCGCCUUCUAUCCUCCAUUAAGGGUAGAUUCAUGUUUCCAUAUUGCAACGAGAACUCUCUGGCUUGCUCGCAUAGGCAAGGGUAGUGUUUUGCCUUCCUUCCGCCUCGCUGUCAACAUGGAUCCUCCGACUGCAGAAUUUUGUAGCUUGGUGAACGAGAAGAGUGUGCCUUCGCUAUCCUCCAACGCCGAAGGGCAUAGGCAUGAACAGAGCGCUGAGGCACUAUUGAUGUUGUCGCAACGGAAAUGUUUUGAUCUAGCAUUUUAUCUUUUCAGCGGGUCGUCAACUGAAUAUGCCACGAGGCUUGCAGUCACAAAUGAGGCAAGCGGAGUGAAAGCCUUGGAAGGAACAGGGGCGAUCGACACUAUUCAAUCCGUACGUAGACAUUGCAUUUUAUAUCUUUAUGAUAUCGGCCAGCGCAUCCCGUAUUCACCCAAGGAUAUUUGGCUAGGAUUUCUGGUCACUGUGUUCUAUUCUCUAGCUGCUUUUGAAGCCUCGGGAACGAGCUAUAGUCCACAUUUCUUGAUGCUCUUAGCCCGAAUAAGAUAUCCAGGAUUCAAAUCUAUUCAACUUCGAAGCCCAAGCAAGGGCAAGAAUGGACUUGGGAGGGUAAAAGGAGCCGUUCAUUUACCCACAACGGUCACUCUUCGGGAUGGAUUUUAG
Messenger RNA from Lindgomyces ingoldianus, 1572 nucleotides. RefSeq lists its product as uncharacterized. The transcript is spliced from 22 exons. The coding region runs from base 1 to 1572 and encodes 523 amino acids. The record is from RefSeq and is a predicted model, not a curated record. Lineage: Eukaryota; Fungi; Ascomycota; Dothideomycetes; Pleosporales; Lindgomycetaceae.